AUGGCGGCAGUAUACAAGUCAGUGUCUAAAAAGCAGGCUAAGCAGCUUGCCAGAGAGCAGGAGCAGUCCGACUCGGACGCAGAAAUGGCCGACAUGGCUGACCUUCUCGCCGACGCCGACGAUACAAGCGACAGCGAAGAGGAGGAGGAAGAAAACUUGGAAUCAGCCAAGAAGCAGCUUGCUGCUGGAUAUAUGCCAAAGACUCGGGUUCUGAUGUUGACUUCCAGGGGUGUCACAUCUCGCCAUCGGCACUUGCUCGCAGACCUUACUGGUUUACUCCCUCAUACCCACAAAGAAAGCAAACUCGAUACUAAAAAGAAGACCGCUGGAUACAACUUACUUCUGAACGAUCUCGCCGACCUUCACUCAUGCAAUCUCAUUUUCUUCCUCGAGGCCCGCAAGCGUGGUCAAGAUUUGUACCUCUGGCUCGCUCGUCCCCCUAACGGACCUACGCUCAAAUUUCACGUUAACAACUUACAUACUAUGGGCGAACUGAAUGCUGGAUUCAGCGGCAACUGCUUGAAGGGUGGUCGUGGUAUUGUGGUUUUUGAUCGUUCGUUCGACGAACAAGGUCCGGUUAUGAGCCAGCCAGGCAACGAGUACCGUGGACUGGUCCGGGAGAUGCUGCGGGGUGUCUUCUCCGUCCCCAAGCGUGGCGUCAAGGGAAUGAAGCCUUUUAUCGACCGUAUCAUUGGUGUAUUUGGUGUCGACGGCAAGAUCUGGAUUCGCGUGUACGAGAUCAGAGAGUCCGAAGCCGGAGGCAAGAAGAAGUCAGAAGACGGCGAGGAAACUGUGAAGCCUGUACCCAAGGGCAAGGAUGGUCUACCGGAGGUCUCUCUUGUCGAGAUCGGACCUCGUUUCGUUUUGACGCCAAUUGUCAUCCUGGAAGGCAGCUUCGGUGGCCCUGUUAUCUACGAGAACAAGGAAUACGUGAGCCCGAACCAGGUCCGUCACGACAUUCGGAUUAGCAAGGCAGCCCGCCACACCAAGCGCAGAGACGCGCAAACCGACCGUUUCGCUAAGCGGACAAACUUGGGAUUGGGAGAAGGCCAGCGCAAACCUGAUGCAUUGGAUAACAGGCAGUUGUUCGCCUCAAACCAUAUAGCAACCAUGUCAUUCGAUCAUCUGGCCACGGAGCUAUUGCUCCAUGUAUUUCGUUCCUGUGAAACAAUAUCCGACAUUUUGAACCUCGCAUCAACCUGUCGACGACUUCGAACUGUAUUUAACAGAUCCAAUAAGCUCCAAACUCUUGCCGAUAUUGCCGAGCGCGAAUUCGGACCACUAGGCGAGAUCAUCCAAAUCGUAACGCAAAAUGCAAGCCAACCAGCUCACUUAAUACGCAAGCCCCCCAUGACCGAUCCCCUCUUUAAACAAAUAGUCCGAGUCGGACGCGUAGCUCAGAAAUGGGAGACGAUCUAUCCCGUCAAGAAAUGGAAGGUGGAUUAUGAAAACCGACGAUCAUUGACAGACGCCGAGCGAUUCCGCCUUCGCCGAGCUAUCUAUCGGCUAUGGCUCUACCAUCGCGCAUUCCAUACGCGCACGCAUGAUCGCUUCAGCCGUAAGCUCCCACAUGUCGUUACCGAGCGUGCGCAGCUCCUGCAUAACUGGUCUACCCAGGAACUGGCCGAUAUCGAGGAUGUGCGACUCAUUAUCGGCGAUGUCGUCCAAAAUCAUAUUUGUCCUAGUAACGGGACGAUUCAGCGAAAGUUUCGCAAACGAUUCCCAGAAAAUCACAACCAGUUGGCAUUCAAUAUCCAUCUGAAUUAUCCAGCGCCCAGCUCUCUUGGGUCUUCCGGGCUCUUUGAUAGCCCGAAUUCGGUCGAUCAAUACUACCAUACCGCGCAUUCUGCCAAUUUUACUGAGUCGCCGGCGAAAUAUAGAUCUAGGUUCCGGAAUGACUAUUUCCAUGAUCCCGGCGCUGAAGGCUGGGGGGAUGAGAUCCCUCACUACUACGUGGUCCAGGACAUGAUGAAGCUCGAUCCAGGCCAAGUGCUCUGGCUGCGCGAACAUGCGCCUCUUAAAGAACAGGUAGAGGGCUAUGUGCACUCCCUGGGAGACUGGUUUCGCGACAACGGAGAGACAUUCGGGGAUACACUCGAAUGGGUGAUGAAAGAGAGAGGCGAUGAUAUCGAAGAGUUCAGGGCGGCCAUUUCAGACCGGGAGGUGGGAAUCGUGUGGGAUUAA
Molecule: messenger RNA, 2184 nt
Organism: Aspergillus nomiae NRRL 13137
Lineage: Eukaryota; Fungi; Ascomycota; Eurotiomycetes; Eurotiales; Aspergillaceae
Exons: 3
Coding region: 1-2184 (727 amino acids)
Biological process (GO): ribosomal large subunit assembly; rRNA processing
Cellular component (GO): nucleolus
Molecular function (GO): protein binding; rRNA binding
Source: RefSeq, a predicted model, not a curated record